AUGCUAAAAUGUUCAUUGUCUGUUUCAAAUUUUGUGGAAGUCGGGAAAGGUUGCUGUGGAACUGGACUACUGGAAGUUGGUCCUCUCUGUACUCCCUCAACUCCAGUUUGUGAGAACCACGCCCAGUACUUAUUCUGGGAUAGUAUUCAUCCUGGUGAAUCAACCUAUCGGUGCCUGUCUCAGUAUCUGGCAAAGCAACUUCUUCCCAAGUUCACACUUCAGCACCCAGUGGUCACUUGGCAUAGAUCAUGUAGACACUUGAUUGUCAAUUUGAUUGCCAUUGUGUUUCAAAGAUAUGUCCGCCAGGCUGGACUAGAUUGUAUUGUAUCGUAUUCGUUCAGGGAAAAUGCAUUUGUUAUAAAAUUUUUCAAUUAG
Fraxinus pennsylvanica is the source of this 375-nucleotide messenger RNA. The record is from the annotation of a GenBank genome assembly. NCBI's taxonomy places the organism in Eukaryota, Viridiplantae, Streptophyta, Magnoliopsida, Lamiales, Oleaceae.